GUACCUCCAGCAGCGCCAGCGCAACAAGGAACAGCAACAUGUCUCUGCGGCGCAGUGCACCUCGCUUUUCCCACCACUACACCUGGUCUCGUAGCAUCCUUUGUAUGUUACUGCCUUGACUGCCGAAAAGGAGGGGCUGAGGCUAGUAUUGUUGUUAAAGAUGACCACCUCAAAUACCUCCGCGGCUCCUCAAACCUCGCCUCCUUCUCUCAACCCGCGUCUACGCCCUCCAGCCACACCUCCACCACCUUCUUCUGCCACACCUGCGGCUCAAACAUGUACAGAGUCGGCGCUGCGUUCCCCGGCUGCACAAUCAUUCGCAUGGGUACCGUGGAUGAUGCGCGGCUCAUCGAGGGUAGGUUGAGGCCCACGCGCGAGUUGUGUGUCAAGGAGAAGGCGAGUUGGGCGGGUGGGGUUAAAGGGGAGGAGGUGAAGAGGAGGGUGGGACUGUUUUCGUAA
Messenger RNA from Bipolaris victoriae FI3, 459 nucleotides. RefSeq lists its product as hypothetical. Gene Ontology annotation, molecular function: carbon-sulfur lyase activity. The annotation marks the transcript as partial. NCBI's taxonomy places the organism in Eukaryota, Fungi, Ascomycota, Dothideomycetes, Pleosporales, Pleosporaceae. The transcript has 2 exons. The record is from RefSeq and is a predicted model, not a curated record.